Molecule: messenger RNA, 1311 nt
Organism: Penicillium cataractarum
Lineage: Eukaryota; Fungi; Ascomycota; Eurotiomycetes; Eurotiales; Aspergillaceae
Product: DASH complex subunit ASK1
Exons: 4
Coding region: 1-1311 (436 amino acids)
Biological process (GO): attachment of spindle microtubules to kinetochore
Cellular component (GO): mitotic spindle; mitotic spindle pole body; DASH complex
Source: RefSeq, a predicted model, not a curated record
AUGUCCCACCAAUCUGCGCAGUCCCAGAGACCGCUCACUCUCACCGAGGAGCUUGAAAAGUUGGAACAGUCAAUCACGUUGACACUCCAAGAAAUCGAUCACAACUUCAGUCAAGCCCACCGAAUCGUUACAACGAGUAUUCUCCCUCUGGUGGAACAGUAUACGGAGCAUUCUCGCGAUGUUUGGGAAGGCGCAAAGUUCUGGAAACAAUUCUUCGAAGCUAGCGCCAAUGUGUCCCUCUCUGGAUAUGAGGAGCGACCCGAUGGCGAUGAAACGGUACAGGACACUACGGCAACCGAAGAAGAGCUCUCGGCCGACGUUACCCAAAGCACAAGCGUGGACGAGACUGACCAGUCAUACGAAACACCCUCUUCGCGGCGCCACGAUCACAAUACGGGUCAUGGGCAUGACAUCGACCUUACCGAGCUCACGAUCUCCUCGCACAGUACUCCCCGUGCAACAGGUCAACCUACUGAUGAAGACAUGACGAUUUCUUCGAUUGAUCGUUCCUCCUCAUACGAGAAUUUGAGAAAGCAGAUCAAUGAGGCAGAUGCACCUUUUGAUAUGCCCGACUCAUCAAAACUUCCAUCCACUCCAGGACGUCAACCGUUUUUCCCACCGGAUGCCUCCGUCACCCCAAUGUCGUCACCAUUCAUUCCACCUGUGUCAUCAACAAAGUAUGCACCUGCAUCGCAUGGAGAUUCUCAAUAUCAGAAACCAUCCGAUCCCGUGCUGCAUCACGUUCUCGACAAAACCUAUCGGGUUCAGGCAACUCCACUCGGUAAAGGAUACCGCAAUGUCGGCUAUGGAGCCAGCACGCAAUCCAAGUUCACGGUCACACCCAAGGCCGCAGCUUCUACCUCUCGUUAUGCCUUUGACGACUCCCCGCUGUCCAGCCCUGAGCUUGAAGCUCCGCGGCUUCAUUCGGAGAUUUUCUCGCCCAUCAAGGGUGUCACCGAAACCCCAGGAACGAACCGCAAACGGCGUACUAGCAGCAACCGCCUUCGCGAGACACCAAAGCCAGGAACUAGUGUGUUGACGCCUGCGAAGAAGUAUGGCGGCCAUCAAUCUGUAUGGGAUAGCGAUGAUGAUUUGGACGACGAGGACUUUGGCCCGAGUCCUCCGAAGACCAUGCACUUCCACAUCCCUCAGAGCCGCCUGAUGAAGACACCUGCCAAGGAAGCUUCCAAGCGGAUCGUCACUGACCUGCUAGCCACUGCCGGGGCGGGCGAUCUAACAGAGGAGCUUGAUGAUGACCAAAGCCCCAGCGUGAUCAGGCGGACUGAGCGACUUGAAGAUGAUACAUUCUAG